GAGCUGUGAGAACGUGGGUGACAACCAGCUGAGCCGCCGGAGUGGCGGCGGGAAAUCUGGCGGCCAACCUGUGUCUUCAGGGUGCAAGUGGCGGGGCCCAGCAUAUUUUUUUUUUCCUCUAAGAAAACCCCCACAAAUGUAAACCUAGGUGUCGGCUUCAGUCCUCCAAGCCCCGCCCGCAGAAUGUGUGGGCAGCUGGGCGGAGCCUACGGCUGAGCGCUGACGCAGGGAGGACGCCGAGAGGGACUGAGAGAGCGACUCGAUGGAUUUUAAAAUUGAACACACUUGGGAUGGCUUCCCAGUGAAGCAUGAGCCAGUGUUUGUCAGGCUGAAUCCAGGUGACAGAGGAGUGAUGAUGGAAGUUAGUGCACCAUUUUUCAAUGAUCCUCCAGCCCCACCUGGGGAACCAGGAAAGCCUUUCAAUGAACUAUGGGAUUAUGAAGUUGUGGAAGCAUUUUUCUUGAAUGAUAUAACUGAACAGUAUUUAGAAGUUGAACUUUGCCCUCAUGGACAGCAUUUGGUGCUUUUACUCUCUGGAAGAAGAAAUGUGUGGAAACAAGAACUUGCUCUAUCAUUCCAAGUAUCCAGAGGAGAGACAAAAUGGGAAGGCAGAACUUAUCUCCCUUGGAGUUAUUUCCCACCAAAUGUGACAAAAUUCAAUUCAUUUGCAAUCCAUGGAUCAAAAGAUAAAAGACGCUAUGAAGCUCUUUACCCUGUACCUCAGCAUGAACUGCAACAAGGACAAAAACCUGACUUCCAUCGUCUGGAAUACUUCAAGCUUUUCAGUUUUAACACAGUGCUUGGAGAAGAAUGGAAACAACCAGAAUCAGACCUCUGGCUCACAGAGAAACCCAAUGUAUAGGAGUAUAGUAGAGGAGCAUAUCAAUCAUUUCUUCUCUAUGCCUUUUAAGGUAAAUAGAUAAUAAGUAUAAUCUCUUUCAAGAUACCAGGAAUGUAUUUCAACGAUAAAUAUUUUCAGAAAGGUCAGUGAAAGAAAGGUGUCUCUCUGGCAAAUUGUGUAUAAAUUAACAAGAACAUUGAAAGUUUAUAGGUGAUUUUAUCUAUAUAGUUAAAAUAUUUCUCAGAGUCACUUAGUCCAGAAGCCAUCAUGUCAGUGCGUUCUGCCAUCUGCCUUGCAUCACCAUUACCCCAGAUAAUGUCAAUCAAAAUCUGUCAAUCAAAAUCAUUGUUUCUCUUCCCACUUACCUGACCCUCAGCCAGCCUAAGACCAUCUUAUUUGCACAUUUUUGAGCUUCCUGUAAUAUCCAUGAAGUCUUUACUCAGAAUCAUCUGUCCAUUCUUGAAACGAGUGAAACCCAAUGACCUAUUUCGGUUGAACAGACACACACCUGUUAAGGCAUCCGUAGGGUACAUGUGUUAUUUCACUCACUGUUUUUCCCGUCCUGUGACUGAUUUUACUCUGUUGAAGGAAAUGGAAUGAAGUAGUCUUGAAUGCAGGCAACAGAUUCUGCUUUUGUUUACCAAGAAAUGCCGUUUUCUUAAUGAUAUUAAAUGAGGUGUUAAAAUAUCUUCAUUUUAUCUUGUAAACAUCAAACAUCCCUGGUCUAGAAUUUUUGAAUUUUCUGUUAUAUUUCAGAGCUUGAAGCCAUUUAGUAGAUCAUCUAUGAACUUCACUGAAUGUGGUCCUUUUCCAGCAUUCUCAGUUUUAUUAUCAUUCUUGCAGAAGAACCUAGGUACAGAUACCUACUUGCCUACCCAACAACAUACUUUCUCCUCUUCUUC
Hipposideros armiger (great roundleaf bat) is the source of this 1743-nucleotide messenger RNA. It is a transcript of the gene CUNH4orf33, whose product is annotated as chromosome unknown C4orf33 homolog. NCBI's taxonomy places the organism in Eukaryota, Metazoa, Chordata, Mammalia, Chiroptera, Hipposideridae. The record is from RefSeq and is a predicted model, not a curated record. The transcript has 7 exons. The coding region runs from base 263 to 862 and encodes 199 amino acids.